AUGAGUGUACAUGGUGAUAGUGACACGGAUCCCGCGACAGUAGACAUGUUCCAUGUCGCGCGAGGUUACGCCAUUUUUCGGUUGGAAAAUAUUGAGGGUUCCGACUUGAAAGGGUAUGAUGAAUCAGACAUUAAGGAUAUAGAAAAGGACUUUCACAAAGCACAACUACGGAUUUUACGUCCACUGAAACCUGAAAAACGUGUGGAGGAGUAUGAAGUCACCAAGGAAUUUGAAAGUGACAAUUACAGCAGUGCAUAUGAAACACUGUCCAACUAUUAUGAUAGGAAGAGGCAAAUUGCUGUCAUGGUGAAAACUUGUCGAGCUUCUCGCUGUAGUGUGUGUAAUCGCUCGCACCACAACUUAUUGCAUUUCACAAAGAGUGUGGAAGCUCCCACGGGCACAGAGAUUGCCACUGCACCGUCUAGCAAUGGCAUGAGUAGUAGUAGUAAUAACACAGUUUUAGCUGCUAUGGCGGGAGAUAAUACAAUCUUCUUCGCUACUGCCCAGGUGUUAAUUCGGGACAGUUCUGGUGUCUUCCGCCCAGUGCGGGCGCUCCUGGAUGGUGCUAGUGCAUGCAAUUUCAUGUCAAAAUCCUGUGCAGAAAUGCUAGGGUUUGAAACUUCUGGACAACACACUGUGUUUGGCAUUGGCAAUUCGCCAUAUCAAACAUUUGGCGCACUAUCAUGUGAGGUCAAGCCAAUGGGAAAUGAACCCUCUUCACUGAGUACUAAACUCGAAGCUUUCGUUUUGUCGCCGGUAUGUGCCGACCAACCUCCUCAACCUGUCGAUUCGUCGGGGUGGUCGCACAUCAGGAAUUUAUCGCUGGCUGAUCCUGGUUUCGCCCGUCCGGCGCCGGUGGACCUGUUACUUAACGCACAGGUCUUCGUUUCGUCGUUGUUGCCCGGUAUACGGCGCGGGGAGCCAGGACAGCCUACUCUGUUGAAAACCAUCUAUGGAUGGGUCGUUAUGGGUGAGUGUGACGGGAGUCAGCUCACAACAAGCGCUCUCGUAUCGUAUCGUAACAAUAAAAAUCAUUGUUUUUUCGUGUCGAGUCCUUCGCAGAUUUUGUCGCUUGAUGAUUCUAUAAAAAAAUUUUGGGAAUUAGAAAACGUUAGUUCUCCGACUAAACCUUUCGUAUCUGAGGAGGACCAACGCUGCGAGGACUAUUUUCUUGAAAAAUACUAUCGCAAUGAAGAAGGCAGGUUCGUAGUUCCACUACCAUUUGUCGAUCCCGCGAACAAACCUACCUUCCUCAAUUCGCGUGAAAUUGCUCUCAAGCGGUUCACGUCGUUGGAACGCAAGUUGAACUCCAACCCCGAGUUCAAAAGGGCGUAUGUGGAAUUUAUGGAUGACUAUGAGGCUCGUGGUCACUUGGAAGAAGUGGAACCUCCUUCCACAAGUGAAGGCCACUUCUAUUACAUACCUCACCAUGGAAUUCUGCGCGAUUCCGUCACCACUCCUCUUCGCGUGGUUUUCGACGCAAGCGCUAAGGACGCCAACGAGGUGUCUUUGAACGCUACUCUUCUCGCUGGGCCCAAGCUUCAGACCAACAUUUUCGAUCUGCUCACACGUUUUCGCUGGCAUGCCGUCGUCUUCACAGGUGACGUGAAACAGAUGUACAGGCAGAUCCUGGUCUCUGAUGAAGACGCUGAAUUUCAGCGCAUUUUGUGGCGCCCUUCUGCUGUCGGUCCUGUGCGCGACUACCGUCUUAAAACGGUAACCUACGGGGUUUCUGCUGCGCCAUUCCAAGCUCUUCGUACAAUGGCUCAACUUGCCAGUGAUUCUGCAGCCGCAUACCCAAGUGGUUCAACUGUUCUCGCUCGUGACAUCUACGUCGACGACGUCGUCACCGGAGCGGAUUCUGUCGAGCAGGCGCGUUUACUUCAGGUGGACCUUACGAAAAUAUUGUCGUCGGGGGGUUUCCACCUCAGGAAGUGGACCUCCAAUAGUAGUGAGUUCUUGGAGAGUCUUCCGUCUUCUGAUCUGUACUCGGAAGACUUUAAACAUUUCGAAGAAAUGACUGACAUUUCUCUAAAGAUAUUGGGCUUGCUAUGGCAACCUCAAUCAGAUUCUUUCCGGUUUCGUGUCGCCGCUGCUCCUAACGGUCGGUGCACCAAGCGCACCAUUCUGUCGGAGAUAGCUAGAAUCUUCGAUCCAUUAGGUUUCCUCUCGCCUGUACAUUUCUCGCCAAGUAUCUGA
Cydia pomonella (codling moth) is the source of this 2199-nucleotide messenger RNA. RefSeq lists its product as uncharacterized. The record is from RefSeq and is a predicted model, not a curated record. The transcript is spliced from 3 exons. Bases 1 to 2199 code for a protein of 732 amino acids. NCBI's taxonomy places the organism in Eukaryota, Metazoa, Arthropoda, Insecta, Lepidoptera, Tortricidae.